Messenger RNA from Aspergillus bombycis, 1002 nucleotides. Its product is annotated as tRNA wybutosine-synthesizing 3 family protein. Gene Ontology annotation, molecular function: tRNA methyltransferase activity. Gene Ontology annotation, biological process: tRNA methylation. The record is from RefSeq and is a predicted model, not a curated record. Gene Ontology annotation, cellular component: cytoplasm. The coding region runs from base 1 to 1002 and encodes 333 amino acids. Lineage: Eukaryota; Fungi; Ascomycota; Eurotiomycetes; Eurotiales; Aspergillaceae. The transcript is spliced from 2 exons.
AUGAGUGAAGUCGAAGCAAGCGCGAUACCUGAGGUUUUUGAAUCUCGCAAGCGUAAAAUUCUUGCAGAACUCUCCGUUCCCGAUGCAGAGUACACAGACCUCUCGCCCAAGGGGUCUGUCGAUGAGGGCAUUCGGGACCUCAUUCAUGAUAUUAACACUCAGCCAGGCCUGGUUACUACUAGUAGCUGCGCGGGGCGUAUCAGCGUGUUCCUAGAGGGACGGAAGAAGCAGCCGAAGCCGCAGGAGGAGCAAGGGAGACAGUUUGUAGCCUCGGGGGGUAAAGGUGCUGGAAAAUGGCUGUAUGUUUCUCACGAUCCUUUGCAAGGCUAUGGUGCACUUUCUGGCAGCAAAAGUCCUGAAAGAGGCGGUCAUCAAGCGAAGUCGUUGCAUGAGUUGUUUGGAAUGGUUCCUGGAGAUGGUAAACCCCCCGGGCUGAACAAACAAGGAAAAGCCCCGCGUCUCGUGCGCUUCCAUUUCGAGCCUCUGAUUCUUCACAUUAUGGCAGCCACGCUGCAACAUGCUCACCCCGUAUUAUCUGCCGCUUCAAGCUCCGGUUUCCGCGAAAGCGGGCUACAGAGCUUGCGCUGUUUGGAGGGUGAUGAAGGUCCUAGUCCGAUCGUCGCCGUGCGCUCUGCAGGUUUAUCCCUGGAGUCAGUGAUCGGGUACUGUGAGGAUAGCGACGCCGAUGCGACAACAACCGACGAACCAGCCAUCCGCAGCUUAGUAACAGAGGAGUAUCUGCAGAUGUUGGUUGCAAUCUCAAAUGAAAGGUUCGCAGUCAAUACGGAACGGAAAACAAGAUUCCGGGAGAAUUUGCUGGAUUUAUACUCUGCAAAUCGAGGGCCAAAGACGAGCAAGAAGACCAAACCUCCCGGAUGGGAGGAUGCCCAGACACGACGAGAGAGGAUGAGAGCUGAGGGGCUGAUGAGAAAAAAACUUCUCCAGGACCAGGCGAAAGACAACAAAGUUCAAGAUACGUUGGAAACUACUAAGGAACCGUGA